Messenger RNA from Plasmodium gonderi, 3354 nucleotides. RefSeq lists its product as hypothetical. Gene Ontology annotation, cellular component: cytoplasm. The record is from RefSeq and is a predicted model, not a curated record. The transcript has a single exon. Gene Ontology annotation, biological process: tRNA methylation. Gene Ontology annotation, molecular function: protein binding. Lineage: Eukaryota; Apicomplexa; Aconoidasida; Haemosporida; Plasmodiidae. Bases 1 to 3354 code for a protein of 1117 amino acids.
AUGUUACAAAUUUAUGAAGAAGAAAAAAAAAAUUACUUAUUAACAUGCUUGAUAUGCCACGGCUUAAAUCAUAUAUGCUUGGGAUUUAGUAACGGUUUCUGCUGUUUUAUUUUUUUAAAAAAUUUUCAUUUUUUAAGUGAAUCAACCAAUCCCGACCAAGAGAACAAGGUAUUAACAUAUUUUAAAUGUUUCUCUCAUCGCAUAAGUGAGAUGUGCUUAAUCCCACUAUCAACCGUGAACUACCUGGAAUUUAUUUCGUGCAAGAUAUAUGAAAAUGUGGAAGAUGUGUUGCAUGCUUUUGUGAAGAAAGAUACUGAGGAAUAUGGAUGUCUCGAUCAACAGAGUGAUGCUAGUAUUGAUAUGAGAAGAGGGAUAAGGGACAGCUGCUUAAAACAUGGAACAAAUUCAAAGAAAGGAUUUUAUCAAGUAGUAUAUAACCAUGAGUCAAAUGAAUAUAAAUAUCAAGAGGAGAAUGAAAUUAAUACAGAAAAUAGAAAAACAAGAAUAAUACAUAUUGAAAAUUUUCUUCUGGUAACUUUUGACCACACAGGAGAUAACAAAAUAUUCAGUGUAGAAAAUGAAAAUAAAAAAAUUGAAAUAAAAAAUAUUUUACAAACAGAUAUAGAUGUAAAAAAUAAAAAGUCAAAAAUUAUAUCAGUAAAUUAUGUUAUGAGACAAAAAAAAAGAAAAAUGGGCAUUCUACUUUUUGUUGGGGAUGAAUAUGGAUGUAUCUUCAUCAUUUAUAUAAAUAUACCUAUUCAAUUAAAAUCAGAUGAAAUUGUUUAUAAUUUUUCGAAUUCAUUUAUAAAAUCGAAGCAAAAAUUACGUGUUCAUAAUAAUAGGAAAGUCUUUGACAUUAAAAUAAUUCAUCAGUUUAUAUACUCAUGUGGACAAAAUGGAAAUAUUAUCAAGUAUCAGUUGUAUAAAGAUGAAAAUAAUAUUUAUACCUUAUACAAGUUAUGUGUAAUCAAAGUGGGAUAUUAUUCUUCUAUUUACAAGUUAUUACCCAUGCAUGCUGAUAGGACAAGUGUGUUAAGUGGCCAUUCCAUUGAAAGAAAAGUACAGAAGGAGCAGCAUUAUUGUCACAAUAGUAAUGAAGAUGUGGAAGAAGAAGCGGAGCAGAAAUGUCUUUUCGAGAAAAGACAGGAUAGAACUUCCCCAGAGGCAGAGAGAGAAAGGGAGAAUUUACAAAAUAUGCUCAUUUGCUGUUUUAAGGGGAAAAAAUUCGUUUUGCACGAUUUAAAAAACAAAAUAGAAUAUUUAUCCAUUGAAUGUGGUGGUUUCAGACGUCCCCUAAGUAUCUUUACAAAAUUUUCAAUAAAUAUGAUGAAAGAAUUUUCUUUUUGUUUUUGCAAAGAAAAAAACAUUCACUUUUACCUAAAAAAGUUGCAAAAUAACAACCAGGGUGCUACCAUUCCAUAUGAACAAAUAUAUAUAAACUCAGGAUUUCAUGCUAAAAAUGUUUCGUGUGUCUUAUGGGUGAAUAAAAGUUAUUUAUGUACUUGUUCAGAAGAUGGAACCAUAAAACUUGUUUACUUGAAAAAAUGGGCCUCUUCAAAAUCUAAAAUAAAUAAAUCUAUACAUGGGGACAAAGACAUAAAUAGCCUUACACCUUUGCUGAACAUGACAAAUGGAAAACUCGGUUCUACGGAUCCAUCAAAAUAUUCCAGAAAAAAUAAUAAUAAACCAUUUAGACAUAUUAAUUAUACAGUACUGUCAAAAUGGAAACAAAAAAAUUUCCCCUUUUCUUCCUUCGAAUACCCAUUCAGGAACACACCAUAUUUUAGUACCAAGUUGAGAAUAAAUAAAACUAAAGUUGUUAAACCCUUAAACUACCGAAUGAGUAUUAUUCAAAAUGUACACAAUCACAGUGAACCUAUAUUUCACAUGUGUUUCUUACAAAAUCCUUUUUAUUAUUUCAAAAAUUUAAAAUUGUUAACUAGUGUUGGGGCAAAAAAUUCGAUUAACAUAUUUUACCUCCAUAUGGAUGUUCACAAAACGCCAAUUAUAUAUCAUAUAGAAAAAGUAAGAGUUCAGAAAUUCUCAAGUGAUUUACGGUUUCUAUGUGUUCAAGGUAAUUAUAUUAUACUAUCCUACCGGAACAAUAAAUAUUUGAUAAGGAUAAAUCUAUUCAUUGGUACUUCACUUGGGCAUUUACUACAUUAUUCAGGAGUAUACGAAUUUGUGUAUUAUAAAAAUAUAAUUUUUUGCAAAAUAGUGGAAUUAGCCCAUCUAAUAUCUUCCCAUAAUUUAAACAGCACCAUCUUGGUUAUAAAUUUAACAAACAUUUUUUUGAGCACUAAUCUUUUUACAUAUACUCACAACAUGUAUGAACACAAGGAAGUAAACACAAAUUUGAACACCCUACUACCAUCAAAUGGCAUUUUGCAAGAAAGAGAUUCAUUGGAAAUGUUCGAAAAAGCAGAAAAACAAAACUGUUAUUACGAAAAACUUGAAGAAAAUCCGUUUAUGCAGAAUAACGAAUUUGUUAACGAUCAGCUGAGACGGAAUAUGGUUUUUCCCUGUCAUGAUGGUAUUAAAGUCAGUACAAGGGAAAAAAAAGAAAAUCUUAUAAAAAAUGCAUGCAUAGCAUUAGCCCCCACUGAUGGUAUUAAGGAACCAUUUAAACAAUUAUUCGAUACUCCUAAUCAACUGAAUGAACAAUUUCUUGCUUUUAAAAGAAAAGAGAAUAAAACAUUUUGUGGAAGUAUAUUAUGUUGCGGGUUAAACAAUGGAGAAAUUCACUUUUACUAUUUUGAUACAAAAUUAGUAUCACUGUUGCAAAAAGUACAAGUGCACCAAAAUGGAAUAAGUAUGAUAUGUAUUAAAAAGAAGAAAACUCUGUUAUAUGUAUUUACCUCAGGAGAUGAUCAAUCCAUAAAUAUACUUACUUUGGAAAUUAGAUUUCCCACUGAUGUGUUAACCCAUGAAACUAGACGUAUACAUCUAUCAGUUAUGCAAAAUAAAAAAUUUCAAAAUUCACAUAUGUCCUCCAUUAGAUCAUUGGCCCUUUUUUCUAACGUCUUGCUAAGUGUUUCCUGGGAUCAGUACAUCUGCAUUUGGAACGUGAAAAGGGAUAAAAAUAGCAACAUUAUUAUAGAAAGAAGAAAGAAAAUGAAAAUGGCUGUUUAUGAUGUUUCUUGUUUAAAUAUAUAUAUAACUAAAAAAAAAAAAAUUAUUAACGAAAACUUAAAAAAUCACGAGUCGAAUUACUCUUGUUUACCAGUUGAAAAAGAAAAGGAAGAGUCAAAAUAUUUGUCAAAAAAACCUGCAUUUUCUAACCUUAAGGUUUAUUUAUCAAUAGCUGGCUCUAGUGGAAGUUUGGAAUCUUUUUGUCUACAUGGAUUUACAUAA